Messenger RNA from Equus quagga, 5645 nucleotides. RefSeq names its product nucleolar protein with MIF4G domain 1 (gene NOM1). Gene Ontology annotation, biological process: ribosomal small subunit biogenesis. Lineage: Eukaryota; Metazoa; Chordata; Mammalia; Perissodactyla; Equidae. Gene Ontology annotation, molecular function: protein binding; RNA binding. The transcript has 12 exons. The record is from RefSeq and is a predicted model, not a curated record. Gene Ontology annotation, cellular component: nucleolus. Bases 978 to 3773 code for a protein of 931 amino acids.
AGAGAGUGAGACUCAGCAAGGUUGAGCAAGGUCACACAGCUGUAAGCAGUGAGGGCAGGCUCUGAACCCAAGCCCUGCAGCCCCGGCUGUUGAACACUCCGGGUUCUGAGAUUGUAUUUGGUUGUCACUCUUGUCCUGCCUGAAGUUUUCUUCUGUCUUCACCACUAAGGCACGAGGACCGUCUGCUUCCACUCCUGCCUUCCCAUCUACUGAAUUAGUUUCCUAGUACGAAUUACCUGGAAACAAUGUACCACACGGUGGGCAGCUUCAAACAACAGAAAUUUAAAGUCUCAGUCCUGAGGCUAGAAGCUGGAAAUCAAGGUGUGAGCAGGCUUGCUUGCUCCUGGGGGCUCCAAGAAAGACCCUGUUCCACGUCUCCCCUGUAGCUUCCGGUGGUUUUGCAAUCCUUGGAGUCCUUGGCUUGUAGAGGCUUCUCCCCAGUCUUUGCCUCCGAUGUCACAUGGCCUUCUCCCUGUGUGUGAGCCCAAAUUUCCCUCUUAUAGGACACCUGUCAUUGGAUUUAGGGCCCAUCCCAAUCCGGAACACCUCCUCUUAACUUGAUUACAUCUGCAAAGACCCUAUUUCCAAAUAGGGUCGCAUUCACAAUUUCCAGCGGACGUGAAUUUGGGGGCACUAAUUCAUCCCAGUAGGCGUCUAUCAAUUGAGGAAGAAGUAUGGAGCAUCUUCCCAAGAAAUACAGGCAACCCUAAUAAAGAAUAAGGUGGUCAUUACAGGCACACGGAGAGAUCCGAGGCCUGAGGUUGACGGAAAACAGGAAGUUUCGGAAUAAUAAGCUUAGUAUGAAGAUUCCCCUGGAAAACACACACAGAAAGCAUUUCCUAUGUUUCCUAUGCACGUACACGUGUAAGUGCGCACACGUCUGAAAAGAUUCGGGCCAUACCCGUCGUUACGGGGCCUCUUUACCGCCAUCUGUCAGGUUUCCAUUCAUUAAACGAGAAUGCACCUGCGAACUCGUUAUGAAGUUCAAGGUCACCGUGUUCCGAGCGUGGGCAUCCUUGGCCGCCAUGCAGGCCCCUGCGUUGUCGCCCUCCCGCCAGCAGGGAGCGCCACCGCACUGCCCCGCGCCGCGCGCCGCUCUCCGCCCGGAAGCCCCGCCCCGGCGGAAGCUGGGCGUACGCACAUCCUGGAAGAUGGCGGCGUCCACGAGCACGGGAGCGGCGGGUCGUGGCGGCCGCCGGGAGCGCGUGGCCCGCAGGAGGCACGGGGGCGGGCCGCGCCGCGGGCCGGGUGGCGGCGGGGAUGGGGCCCUGAAGCGGCUGAGGCUGGCGGUGGAGGAGUUCGUGCAGGCGACCUCCGAGGGCGGGCCCCCCGGCGACUGCGCGGCGCCCCGGGCGGAGGGGCGCGGGCGCCCGGGCGGGAGGAAGAGCCGCAAGGAGCUGAGGAGGGAGAAGCGGCAGCUGAGGAAGGCGCGCCGGCUGCAGAGGGCUGCGGGCCCCGCGCAGGGCCCGGGCCCGGGAGAUGGCCCAGCCGGGGGAGCGAGCGGCCCCCGGGCGGGCGAGGAGGGGGGCGAGGGCGGCCCGGCGCCCCCGCGGCGCACCCCACGGCCGCCCGCGCGGCAGCGCGCUCCCCGCGCCCCGGCCGAGGCCGCCCCAGCCCGCGCCCAGGCCAGGGGCCCGCCCGGGGGCACCGGGUCCGCCGCUGCCGCCGCCGCCCGGAAACGAGCACUUCUGGCGGCCAACGAGGAGGAGGACCGCGAGAUCCGGAAGCUGGAGCGCUGCCUCGGCCUGAAGAAGCGCCGGAGGAAGGGCGACGGGAGCGCCGUGCCGCUGAGCUUCGCCCGCGAUGGGCUCGACUAUAUCCUGGGAGCCCUGGAGUCUGGGAACAGUGGGGGCUUGUAUGAAAGCAGUAGUGAGGAGGAGGAGGGUGCCGGGGAGACGCUGCCCGAAAGUGACGUAGAGAGCGACCCCGAGGACGAGAGGGAGGAGGAUCGGGAGGAGGAUGCGGAAGAGGAAAAGGAAGAGCAGGACGCAGAGGCGGGAGCACCGAGCGAGGAGAGCGAGGAGGAGGAGGAGGAGGUAGAAGAGGAGAAGCGAAAAAAAGCCGAAGAAGCUGAAGGGAGAGCCAAGGAGAAAAGGGGUGAAAAGAGAGUCCGUUUUGCAGAAGAUGAAGAAAGGAGGGAAAAUUCCUCGGAGGAUGUUGACACAACAGAUGAGCAGAGUCUGUGUGAAAAUGGUGGAAAAUACAUCCCACCUCAUGUGCGGCGAGCUGAGGAGACAGCAGAUGCCCAGAAAAAGGAAGAACUGGAGAGGCUAAAGAAACACGUCAAAGGUCUCAUUAACAGGUUGAGUGAAGCGAACAUGGCCUCCAUAAGCGGACAGCUGGAGGAGCUGUACAUGGCCCACAGCAGGAAGGACAUGAGUGACACUCUGACAGCCGUCCUGGUGAGCGCCUGCGCCCCGGCUGCGACCAUGCCCAGCAGGCUGGUGAUGGAGCACGUCCUCCUGGUCAGCAUUCUCCACCGCACGGUCGGGAUCGAGGUCGGCGCUCACUUUCUGGAAGCUGUGGUGAGGAAGUUUGAUGACGUCUAUAAAAACAGGAGUGAAGGCAAAGAGUGUGACAACCUGUUUUCCAUCAUUGCCCAUUUAUAUAACUUCCAUGUGGUACAUUCUCUCCUCAUCUUUGACAUUUUGAAAAAGCUUAUUGGAACUUUCACAGAAAAAGAUAUUGAACUGAUUCUGUUAAUGCUGAAAAACGUCGGCUUUUCAUUGAGAAAAGAUGAUGCUUUGUCACUCAAGGAACUGAUUGCUGAGACACAGGCCAAGGCCAGUGGGGCGGGCAGCACGUUCCAGGACCAGACCAGGGUUCGGUUCAUGCUAGAGACAAUGCUGGCGCUGAAGAACAAUGACAUGCGUAAGAUUCCAGGCUACGACCCUGAGCCUGUGGAGAAGCUGAGGAAAUUACAGAGAGCUUUGGUUCGCAGUGCCGGCUCAGGCACGGAGACUCAGCUCCGCGUCUCCUGGGACAACGUCCUGAACGCCGACCAGACCGGGCGCUGGUGGAUUGUGGGGUCCGCGUGGAGCGGGGCCCCAAUGAUUGACAGCGGUCAGCAGAAGAUCCCGCAGAAGCAGCUCGCAGGGACGGUUAGCUCAAAGAUACUAGAACUCGCCCGAAAGCAGAGAAUGAACACCGACGUCAGGAGAAACAUAUUUUGUACGAUAAUGACGAGUGAAGAUUUUUUGGACGCAUUCGAAAAGCUUCUAAAGCUUGGCCUUAAGGAUCAGCAGGAGAGAGAAAUAGUUCAUGUUCUCAUGGAUUGCUGCCUUCAGGAGAAGACAUAUAAUCCUUUCUAUGCCUUCCUGGCCAGCAAGUUCUGUGAGCAUGAAAGGAGGUUUCAGAUGACUUUCCAAUUCAGCAUAUGGGACAAAUUUCGGGACCUGGAAAAUUUGCCAACCACUAAUUUUUCUAAUUUGGUUCAUCUGGUGGCCCACUUGUUGAAGACGAAAUCACUUCCACUUUCCAUUUUAAAGGUGGUUGAAUUCAGUGAAUUGGACAAACCCCGAGUCCACUUUUUACGGAAAGUGUUAUACAUACUAUUAAUGGAAACAGAGGUUGAAGACCUUGGUUUAAUUUUUGCAAGAGUAUCUGACAACCCAAAGCUCGGCAUGUUGCGAGAAGGCCUGAAGCUUUUCAUCAGCCACUUCUUGUUAAAGAGCACGCGGGCCCACAGCAGCGCCGAGGAGGCCAGCACGCUGAGAGAGAGAGCUGAUCUCGCGGCAAAGUCUCUGCAAGGAAAGGCUUCCUUGAGAAUGUAGUCCAGAGGAACGGGAGCACGGGCGGGUCAUUUGUCUGUGAGAUUCCUUUUAAACCCAGGAGGCCUGUUGUUGUGCUGACUGUAAAAGCUUAGUGGAGCUGUAUCGGGGUCGUUGUAGUUGAAAUAUUUUGAGAAUUUUGGGAUCCAGGGUUAUAUUGUAUUUGUAUUUUAAACCAUUUUUAAAUAACUAUAUAUAUGAGGCAGGGUGGACGAGAAGGCAGGAGGGGCAGACAGGACAGUGAUCUCUGAGUAAUGAGACUGGUGUGUGGGGUGCAAGGGUGCGCACGUGCAUGUUUGUCUUAUAUUUUUAAUAGACAAAAUGGGCCACCAGAGGGUGCAGUUCUUAUAAAGAAACUGAUGUAUUUUUAUUUUUUAUAUAUUGGUUAAAAGUUCAAAAACCAUCGGUUAAAUGUGGUGCCUCAUAUUUAAUUGAUUAUUUAAAGUAUUUGGAGCACAAGUGUUUUGGAAAAGUCAACGGUCAACUUAAGCCUUGCAAAUAUCGGUGCAAUAUAGUAUGUAUGGGAGUUUUUCUUCAUUAUUUAUCCAAAAAUCAGACUUGGUGAAGCAUGUUCCCUCGUUUGUGUCCAUCGCCGUAGUCGUCAGUCCGGGCUGUGCUGCACGCUCCUGGACCAGCCGAGACGGCGCUUCGGGGGCGCUGCCGGCCAAACUGGGCUCUCGGAGGUGCGUGCAGAGGAAGCGGAGCUGCUCCUGCAGGGGCAGACGUCCAGUGAGACACACACCACGCCUCCUCCAAGUCCGGCAACCGAUUCUCCAGGAAGUGAAAUGCCCUGGCAUGCCUUCUGUCUGCUGCAGAUUCAGACGUCUGUGGUUUCUCCAGGCCUUAGAAUUUGCUCCUCUCUCUCAAAUGCUGCAGACUUGGCUUAAACGUCACCUUCGGGUGUUGAAAAAAGUCACCAAGACGUGAGUAUAGGAUAGUGUUCUACAUACCGUGUGCGCACACGUACCCGACAGCACACUGCCCUUCGGAGUGGCCCCCUGGGAACGCUGCGUGAGCAGAGUGAGGUCGCUCCUGUCCAGACCCCCCAUUGGUCAUGCGCUUUCAGAUGGUGUCCAGUGUGACCCCACAACAGCUCGUGUUUGGAGAUCAUCGUGUGAAGCUGUGAAUGUUUCUGUGCGUGUCCCUAAACUAGUGGUUUAAGUGUCAAAUGUGCCAGGAACGUAAGAAGCUGUUCCUCCUCAGGUUAGCGCGAGUCUUCACCCUCCGUUCAGGAGGCACCGAUGGCCGCGCUGUAGCCACAGCCCUGCAUCUGUCGGCCGCGUCCGACCCUAGAGGACAAAGGAGGCGGCUGCAGGCACUGGGGGUGCGCUGAGUGAGCUCCCGCAAUUCAUUAAGGGACUUUAUUAAAACUGUCUGCUGGGUGGUGCUGGGGUGCAGGAGGCCGGCUCUGCUCCCGGCGCCUGCCCACGAGGCCAAGGAGCCGAGCUGGAGUGUGACAGCACGCUGCUUCCGUCAUCCAGAGUCCUGCUCUGAAGAAGGAAGUGCCAGUUCAGUGACGCUGGCCUUACGUUCUGGUAAGCCCCUGUCUCCGAGCCUUCGCAGACUGGCGGCCCUGAGUAGCGCUGAGGUAGCAGACUGAGUCAGAAUCAGUUAUGGGCAAAUGUCACUGCGCUGCUGCCAUCUAACUUCAUGCGUCUUGUGGUCACUAAACCUUGUUGAGGUGUAGCUGAGCUCGAGCUGACUCCUGUAGAAGAUAAACUUCUGUAAACUGAAUCCCAUUUUUAUCUUGUCCUUUAUUAUUAAAAUAAAAAUGUCUUGGGGCCGGCCCUGUGGCCAAGUGGUUAAGUUCGCGAGCUCCGCUUCCGUGGCCCAGGGUUUCGCUGGUUCAGAUCCUGGGUGCAGACAUGGCACUGC